CAUUUGCAGCGCUUUUUCUUAUACGUGUUGGGUCGCGGUCUUUGCAGCAUGUUUCCUAAAUACUGUGUUGUCCAAUUGACGGGGAGGUUUUCUUAAUGUGCUUGUGUUUCGUUCUACUUGCACGCGUUCUCCUAAGUUUCAGCGCUGUGAGCUCUCGGGGCCACCGUACCUCGGACGUCUCAACGGGGUCAAACAGGCAUUUUCAGGAAGCGGUGGAAAGGCGCAGUCGAGGCGACGUUUGUUGUUGUUGUUGUUGUUGUUGUUGUUGUCGUUGUUGUUGUUGUCGUUGUCGUCGUCACUCGCCCCGUCUGACAGUGUGGUCGCCGUGUCGGCACUGUGUGUCUCCGGUGUACAGUCGGCUCGGCUCUCUUCACCGGCGGACGAAUGGCGAUGACGGCGGCGAGAGCGGCGGCGGCGGCGGCAGGGGGCCCGGCGUCUUUGUCCCGGUUCCGGGGAGCGCUGGUGGCGGCGGUGCUCGGGGACUGUGUCGGCGGAGAGUUCGAGGGAGCGGAGGAGGUUCCCAUGGAGAGCGUGCUGCAGCACCUGAACGGCCUGGACGACGAGACCAAAGGAAGCGGUAUUCUUGAGUACAGUGAUGACACGGCAAUGGCUCGUUGUGUGGUCCAGUCUCUACUUACUCGUACAGGCUUCGAUGAGCACGACAUGGCUCGCAGGUUUGCCAAGGAGUACAGUACAUCCCCUGGUCGUGGUUACGGUUCUGGAGUGAUCCAGGUACUGAAGAAGCUGUCCUCCCCCCAUCUCAGUGACGUGUACCAGCCAGCCAGGGACCAGUUUAAUGGUCGGGGCUCCUUUGGGAAUGGGGGGGCCAUGAGGGCGGCUCCCUUCGCGCUGGCUUUCCCUGAACUGGCUGAUGUUAAAAGGUUUGCCCGUCUGGGCGCCAUGCUGACCCACUCCUGCUCCCUGGGUUACAACGGAGCCGUGCUGCAGGCGUUAGCUGUGCACCUCUCCCUGCAGGGGGCGCUAGAUUUACCUCAGCAGUUCAUUAGCAGGCUCAUCACAGAGAUGGAGGAAGUGGAGGGCGAUGAAGCAGCACGCAAAGAUGCCAGAAUCCUCAAGGAAGCAGAGAAGCCAUUCUGUGAGCGCCUCCACAGAGUCAGAGACCUGAUGGAUAGGAGCCAGGUCAGCGUAGAGGAGGUCAUCUCUGAACUGGGUAACGGUAUUGCGGCACUCCACUCGGUGCCCACCGCUAUCUUCUGUGUCCUGCAUUGCCUGCAGCCCCGCGAAUGCCUUCCAGAGAACUACGGCGGCCUGGAGAGGACAAUAUCGUACAGCUUGGCAUUGGGAGGGGACACGGACACCAUAGCCUGCAUGGCCGGGGCCAUCGCUGGGGCCCACUACGGCAUCGAGGCCAUACCACAGUCCUGGAUGAAGUGCUGCGAGGGGGCAGAGGACGCAGACAUUAACGCAGAGCGGCUUCACAGGCUUUACCACCAGUCGUUACAGGGCGGCGGGAGCGGGACAGGAGAGCAGAGCCGUGAAUUCCGUUCUGUGAAGAAGUCGAACUCCUCUAACGGUACAGAGAAGAAAAAUGAAGCAGAGUGAUGCUUGGAACAAAUUUCAAACAAAAGGACUCUCUCACACACAAAGACACACGUUAAACAUACACAAAGAGACUUUCAGUUUAAGACUUUUUUUGGUCUGCAUAUUAAUACAGAAUUAUACACAAUGUCCCUUCCCUGCUCCUUACUGUUUCGUGAUGAACAAUCUUCGGUUCUGUGAAAGUUGCACUAAGAGUUGGCCAUGUCUUGUUUUAUCUUUAUUGUGGAUAAUAAAUUAAUAAACUUUUUUGUUUUAUUCA
Messenger RNA from Scophthalmus maximus (turbot), 1819 nucleotides. RefSeq names its product ADP-ribosylserine hydrolase (gene adprs). The record is from RefSeq and is a predicted model, not a curated record. The coding region runs from base 385 to 1563 and encodes 392 amino acids. NCBI's taxonomy places the organism in Eukaryota, Metazoa, Chordata, Actinopteri, Pleuronectiformes, Scophthalmidae. Gene Ontology annotation, cellular component: nucleus; mitochondrion. The transcript is spliced from 6 exons.